ACUUCACCACCCGUCUUGACACUGUCCCUGUCGUCCCUGUGUCAAAUCAAAAUCAAUAACUUGUAGCAGAAACCCUGUAAAUAAAUGUUUUGUUUUAUAACAAGUUUGGAAUAAUUUAUGUGCCCGAUCGGGAGUUUUUCAUAAAUAGAUUUUUAGUCUAGUGAUUAUAAAUACGUACUUUUCCAUUGAUUUUAUUUUGUAGUAAAUUACAAGCAAGUUAUAUGUUGUCAACUUACACUCUUGCUGUAGGGGUUGAUUUAGGAAAUCCAGCAAUGUCUUUUGGUAAAGCCCGUUUUCAAUGAGUUAUUUGAGAAUGAUUUUUUGUUCAUGUAGCUACAUGUUAUUGAAAGUGUUUGUCUCUUGAUCGCGAUCAUCUAACAAGCAGGAUAUGCACUUACAUUUUGAAAGAAAUACCAAUACAAAGUGUGACUGCACAAUACUGUCUUUAUCAUGGAUGGGAAAAGUACCUGAUGAACUUCCUGAGGAUGAAGGAUGGAAGUUGAACCGCACCAAUUACUAUCAAGAAGGUUGGCUUGCUACUGGAAAUGUGAGAGGCAUUGUUGGUGUCACCUUCACCACAUCGCACUGCAACAAAAAUCUUGAAACACCGUCUAGAACCAACUACAACCUAAGAGGACAUCGUUCUGAAGUUAUACUAGUGAAAUGGAACGAGCCUUAUCAGAAGCUGGCGUCAUGCGACAGUUCGGGAGUGAUAUUCGUGUGGAUCAAGUACGAGGGCCGAUGGAGCAUAGAGCUGAUCAACGACCGCAACACCAGAGUCACGCACUUCAGCUGGUCGCACGAUGGCCGAAUGGCUCUCAUCUGCUAUCAGGUGUAUUUCGGUACCAGUAAUGGACAAAUAGUAGUGAUGGACGUUCACGGUGCAAUGGUUGCUGUGGUCGAGCUGAGCAACCAGGUUGGAAUUGUGUCAAUGGCAUGGUCUUGUGAAAAAUUCAAAAUGGAGGAGUGUGACGACAACAUAGACACGAGCAAAUACGUGCUGGCAGUGAGCCUGGAGAACGGGUACGUGUAUCUGGUGAAGACGCACGACGACGUGUCUCCGAUCCGCAUCCAGACCGGACUGAACCCGCUGCACGUGGAGUGGUCCAACUCGAGGGAGUUGCUGUCCGUGGCCGGCACAGUCGCCAACACUGAGUACACCAACAUGGUCAAGGUCUACACGCUCAACGGCACACUCCUCUACUCUGCCCUUCUGCCGCAAGCACCGUACCCGGUGACGGCUCUGACGUGGGGCCACAACGACAAGCGGCUGUUCGUGGCGGUGGGCUGCGUGGUGCACAUGGCGUGGGUGUCAAUGCGCAUCGCCUCGCUGCAGCUGCUCUCCAGUCUGCAGCUUUACAGCCGGCUGCAGGGAGGCCUCGCACAUGUACCCCUCCUGCCGCUGCCGCAGCGCAUUCAGCAGCUCGUCUCAAAGCUAUUCGCGCACACCAUUCGGUGCUGCGUGCCGGAAGGGUCGGGCCUGAGGGAGUUUGUGAGUCGCGCGCCCAAAGUGCGGCUGCACUGCACGAUGCUGCGUCACGAGGAGGACAUUGCUGCCAACUGCUACACGCUCUACCUCGAGUACCUCGGCGGUCUAGUGCCUUUACUCAAGGGAAAACGAACCAGCAAACUAAAACCUGAAUUCGUCAUUUUCGACCCACAAAUAAGCGAUGCGGCGUGUGUAUCGGAGCAUAUAAUAGCGCAGAAUGCGAGCAGUGGCUACGGCACGGGCAGCGACAGGGAUGACUCGGAUGCAGAGGACGGCUGUGCGAGUCCCAGGCUCACCCGGCGGCAUAAAAACACCAAAAACCACUCUCAACAGUAUAUCGACACUUUACCUGAGGACCUGAAACUAGCGGAAGUGACGUCGAACAUUUGGGGCACUAAGUUUCGGAUACAGGGCGUGUCGCAGGGCCUGGCCACCAACCUGGGUCAGGUGACGUACAAGACGUCACUGCUGCACCUGCAGCCACGGCAGAUGACGCUGCUGAUGGCCGGUGAUGGCCCCGCUGACUCCAACAACUCCAACAACAGUCACGGCCACUUCGAUGACGACGAUGAUGGACCCGGACUGGAGCCACGAGGCGCGGGCGGCAUAGUUCCGCCGGUGGCGCCGCUUUCGCGAUCCAGAUGCCACUGUCGCAGCGGGGGCGGGGGUGUGGGUGGUGGCGGCAAGGGAGGCGGUGGAGUGGCAGCGAGGGGGGGCAGUGGAGGCGGAGGCGGCGCAGAGUGCUUCAUGACGCGCAGCUCGUUCCGCGACUGCGAGUGCGGAGGCGGCGGUGGCCUUGGCGGGGGCGGUGAUGGAGGCGGUGGUUUGGGCGGUGUUGGCGGGGGCGGGUGUGGAGGCGGAGGCGGCGACGACAGCCCGGCAGGGGGGUCGCGGCGGGGGGGCGGCGUGGUUCGCAGCUGCUCGGUCGGCUACCUGGACCUGGUGGAGUCGGCCCAGCAGACCAACACGCGGCUGGUGCUCGUCCGACAGACCAAGGCACCACGCCUCACGCACUGCGGCAAGAGUCGCAGCCUCGACUCGUCCGACAUGCGGCUGGGUCUCACAGACCCCAUCACCGCAAACGGCCCCCCCAAGUCCCCCCUCAACCAUCUCAACCCCCCGCGCAGCUCGCCCGCCAGUCCCGCGCCCACCAAGAAGAAGCGCAACCUGUCUUCGUCGCCUAUACGAAAACGAUUAUUGAACUCGCCUUUGUUAUCAAGAAGAUUGAGAAGGCGUGCCGAUAACGAAUACCAAGACCUGGAAAGUUUCCAGAAAGCUCAAUUAAGGAAUAAAUUGGAGUUGACUUCGAAGCGUCGAGAAUUUGUGAUGCACAACAAAGCUCCCAUGUGGAAUGAGACUAGUCAAGUGUACCAGCUCGAUUUCGGAGGCCGUGUCACUCAAGAAUCAGCCAAAAACUUUCAAGUGGAAUUCCGUGGAAAGCAGGUAAUGCAGUUCGGCCGCAUAGACGGCAACGCGUACACUCUGGACUUCCAGUACCCGUUCUCGGCCGUUCAGGCGUUCGCAGUCGCCCUGGCCAACGUCACUCAGCGCCUCAAAUAAUGCCACCUCUGAUGACGUCACCUGCUGCCAUCCACAUUGUUCAUUUGUUGCUCACAAUCAAUGAAGUCUAGUCUAGUCAGUGAUUUAAUGUUUAUAAUAAUACUACGAUAUUGAGUUUAGUUUUCGGCUGUAAAUUACUAUUGUCAUUGAUUCCAGAACAGAAACGAAAACAUAGGUUUGUAAGGAAACAGAUCUAGUCAUUUUGAUAGAAAACAAUGGAGGUUUAUCUUGUGGAGUUAUACAUUCAAUUGAAGCCUUCGAUGAUAUUUGUAAUUGAGAUUAAAUAUAUUGAUAAUAAUUAGUAAUAAAGCUGUAGAUGGAAUAACGAUGAUUUGCAGUAGUGUAACUGGAUCGAUAAUGCAUUAUUCACGUUGGUUGUCGAAAUCUUCUUUAUAAUAAAUUAAGGCAUUAUAAAUUACCAUACCAGACAAGUUAAGAAAUUCAGACUGACAAUAAUUGGCUCUCCUGACUCACGUAUCUUCAAAUGAUCAUUUCGUUCUUAGUCAACAAUAUUUUCUUACAAUAUUCCUGAAUUAUUACAAUAUUUCUUAUAAUAGUGUCUCACACUUUAUAAACCCAAUGUGUCUCUUCCGUCAGGUGCUAUAUGGUUCCAUAUCUACCAACUACAAUUUUCGAUUCACCUAUCAAUAAAUUUAUUCCUACUAUGACGUCUUGAUGAUUAUAUCGUUCUAUGUGUGAAUUUAUUUAUAUUUGAUGAUGAUGAUGAUGUUGAUUUCUGGAUCAACACUAACUGCGAUGUAUAUAACUCAAUGCUCACCUUUUUUCUUGAUCUUGUGUCAUUAUCUGUGAAAAAAAUGAAACAUCCACACCGUGACGAACAAAAAGCUAACAAAGUUUAUAGAUUUUAAAUUGUUUGAAAUACGUCUUAUUUCACUUGAAAUAGCUAUGAAUCAUUCUUGAAAAUUAUUGUAAUUCUUGUUUUGUGUUUGAGUCAUUUUUUCAUCAAUCAAAUAAUGUGCUUUUGAUUCGAUUAUUCUGCGUAUUUAUUAAUCAAUAUUUAUAAUUUUCAGUAUUGCAAUAGCUAUUUUCAAGCUUUGUGCAUGAAUUUAACUUUAAUUUUAAUAAUAUUCUAAAAUAACCGUUGUGAAUUCAUUGAGACUACUAUUUAUAAUCUUCACUGAUAAUACUAUUAGCCUACUCUAUGUAUCUAUUACACUAUCUAAUGUAUUUGUUAGAUACUCAUCGAAAAUUUAGUAAAUUCACUACAGUAUUUUUAUUAUAUAUUGUCUAGAUUUUUCUAGUGGCUUUUUUAUAGCCAGAUAGUACAAGUUUCUAGAAAAUCUAUUCUCAUUCUUGAAAAAAUGUACAGAAGUCUCAAACUUGAGAACCAAAAAUUUUCUUAAUGUUAAUUUGAAACUUGUUCUAUUCGAAUAAAUUCUCUUUCCUUUAUGUAUAUUAUUGUAUUCAAAUUUCAUAUUCAUUCCUUUGCUGUUAUGAUACUUUUUUGUUUUUCAAAUUAUUCAAUGGUACAUGUAUACCUGUCAAUUAUUAUUUCAUGUUUUUCUGAGUACUACUGUAGUGAAUGUAAUCUAUUUUGAAAGAAGUAAACUGUAAAAUUAAAGGGAGAAAUGAAUAAAUCAGAGCAAACUGAUUGGAAAUUUGGGAGUGAUUGAUUGAUAUAGAAAUAGUACGACGGUCAUAUCAUUAAACUUUCUGAAAUUUCAUAGAUCUUCGGUAACUAGAUAAAAAUUUUUCAUAAUACUUUUGAAAUCAACAAAGAAUAGAAAAAAUAUUAGAUUGUUUCGCGUAUAUUUAAAAGCAUAAUUCUUAUUUAUCAUCAAAUUUUACAAUUUACUCACCACAUACAUUCCUGUUGAAAAUUCAUUUCCAAUAUAGACUCCAUCAGUUCAAAUCAAAUCAUUCGUUGGUAAAAUUUUACUGGAUGAAAAUAAAUUGAAAUUUCUUAUUUUCAAUCCUUUUUCGAUCCUUCCUUUAGGUGUCUGUGAACAUUUGGCCUAAAAUAUAUAAAAAAUAGACACCAUUUUGCGAUUUUUGAGUUUUUAUUUUAUUCUAUUUUCUUAGAUCUAAAAAAAAUGUAUAGUAUUCGCCCUUUUUUUGCUUUAAAAUUACUCUCCCGUUGUUCGUAAAAAUCUAUCACCAAUUGAAAUUUAAUUUAUAAAAAUGUUGACGGUGCUGUAUAACUAUUUCUUUGAAAAAAGGUUCCAAAUUUAUUUUUGGUUUACAUAGCUCUACAUCGAUAAAAACUAUUUUGACAUAAUUUCAUUUUGAAUUAUCUAUAAUAAUAGGAUUUCUAAAUACAGGAACUCUAUAGAAAAAUUUAUCCAUUUUUUAUAUGUGCAUCAAAACCUAAUAUUUUUCUCAUUUAAUUCUUUUGGAAAUACAGUAUUUUAUAAGCUCCAAUAUAAUAAUAAUUAUUAUGCUUUAAUAAUCAUUAUCUAGUCAUUUGUGGUCAUAUAAGAAGUAUGUGUACUAUAAUUCGAGUCUUUCAUCAAAGAUUAAACAAUAAUCAUUAGAACAAUGUAGAUUUCAUUGAUACCAUAUCAUAAAAUGCAGGUUUUAAUUCCUGUUAAAAGUGUUCUUCAUUCAUUAAAAUAUUAAUAUAAUUGAGAUAAUAAGCUUCAUAUUUUUAUGGUAAGAUAGUUGAAUUAUAGUAGUAUUAUUAAUGAACGAAGUAUCUAAAUAAAUUAGAUAAUAAAAAUCUAGAUGUAUACAUGAAACAUAAUUAUUAAUAAAUGAUUGAUAUAUUUUUAGUUUUAGGUUGAAAAUCACCAUUGAUGUGUAUAAUGCACAAGAUAAACUUUCCUUAAACAUUAUUAUUCUCAUUUUUGAUAGCAUUGUAUUUUGUAUCUAUAUUUUUCCCUUUAGUAUGCAAGUCAUUUUUCAAAUAAAUGAUAUUUCUUUUUCAAGCAUAAAAAAUAGCAUUCUCUUCAUGUUCAAUCUGAUCAUUAAAAAAUUAAACACUCUCCUUAUAUACUUAUUGAAAAGUUUUCCAUUGGAACUUAUUGUUCCAUUGUUAUGUUACUACUACACUUCAUACUAGUUCGUUAUUUGAUCUAUGCAUCACAUAAUUUUUCAUUAUUGGUAUUUUUGGAAAGGUAGAGAAUUUUUAAUAUACUGAAAAUAUUUUCUUCAAACAGUUUGCUUCUGCUGCCUGGGUUGUGAUAUCAUUUUCUUGCCUUUUGAAACGUUUUCUCUGGAGUUUUCUCUGUCAUAUUGAAUGUGUGUCAUCUAAUUUUUAUUCUCAGUUUAUUAUUAUCAUCUACUUCUCCAUAUAAUAAAAUUAUAUUUCAUUUUAUUUAUAAACGGGAAUAAAUGUCAUCUGUGCUUACUACUAUCUGAUCACAUUCGAGGAAGAAUUGAACACACUUGUUUCAGAGUUGACCGUUCAUUGUUAAAUAUUAAAUUAUCCUCUUAUAUUCUCUCUCCAAUUUUCAAUUAAUCAUGUAUUUUCAGUCCACACAGAAUAAUAAAUCUUGUUAAUCGUGAUAUUUCACUAUCAUUAUCAGUCCUUCGCUGUUUAUGUAUUACGGUACAAACUUAAUAUUUAUUUUCCAAUAUUUUUGUCAUUAGACUGGUAUCUUUUACACCUGUAAUAAUUGAAUGUUAGUACUGCUAUAACCUGUAAUGAUGAUCAUUUUCAAAUGUCUUUCUACAAUUUAGGUACCUAGUUUCAAAAACCGGUUUACCAAGUGUAAAUGAAGAAAUAAGUAUUGAUUCAUAUUAAUGAAAAAACAAUUAUUAUUUAUCAAUCUAUCAGCUUAUUGUUAUAUGUUAUAGAUAUUUUUAUGUACAAGCAAUUGGGAAUUAUUUGAACAAUAUAUAUUGAUAAUUUUGUCAUAAUAAUCUACAAUAUUUUGGAUUUUGACUCGUGUACUGUGUUUACUCGAUUUUCAACAAAUUACGAGUGACUCAAACUUCAUAAAAUGUGUGUGAAAUGACCAGGCUAUACAAACAUUACCUUUUAUCUCAAACUAGUCAUGAUUCAUUAAAUAAUUGCAAAUGAUAGGCUAGUAGAUUAAGUGGAUGGGACAAGUUUCUACAUACAUUCGAUGUCAUGUUUAUUAAAGGACUUCACUCCUUUUUCAUAGCAAGUCUAAUAUUGUCCAUGUAUUAUUCUCAUUUCUACAAUUCAUACAUUUUUUCUCUAGUCAUUUUUAAGUUUAAGGCUCCUAGCAUCAAACAAAUUGUCAAGUGCAACUCCUUUACACAUUAGAUACUUCAAUUAUCUUGAGUGUUGGACUUGAGAGCUAUCAUUAAGAGGUAGGCAUUAUUUUUUACUUUCCUUUUUUAAUAGUCUUAUAAAGGUACUUAAUUUUUCCCGAAUAUAUAAUUCACAAAUUAUAUUGAAAUUUCUGCACAAGCCAUAUAAUGGCACUGCUGAUCUGAUCUGAUCUAAUGCUGCUUGAUCUGAAAGCUCGUGUGAACUAUGUACGUAAUAAUAUACUGUCGUCUGUCUUUUUAGGUUUUGUGUUUUUAAAGACUCGUUCCAUACCCUUUUCCUAAUUCUGUGAAAAUUCAUAAAAUUAUCUUAAUUAACUCGCAAUUUCUUUUUUGGUGUACGGUACUCGACUGUAAUUUUAUAUUCAACUAUUUAUAAUUUUGCUCGUGCAAUAUUCAAGAAUGGGACUUGAUUCCAAGUGAGUUGGAAUCGACAACCUGUGGCAUGAACUUUUGUAGUAAAUUCUACAUUUUAUACCAUAAUGUAAUCAAAGUUAAUUCGAUAAACUUGUUACCAGUAUUAUAUUUGUUCCUUGCUUCAUUCAUUUAGUGUUAUUUAUUAUGAACUGUCUCUAUAUUAUAUUUGUUAUUCAUUUUAUAAUAAAUCCUAGUUACUCUUUCUUCGUGAUUUUUCAUUGUCAAUAAUAGUAAUAAUUAUAUAGACGAAUUAAAUUACAGUAUUUGUUGUUUGUGAUAUGUUUGCUCUCAAUUUGCUUUAUGAACUGUAACACUUCUUUUUUAUUUUAAGUAGUUUUUUCUGCCCAAACAGGUUUUUGUAACCUUUGGGAUUAUUUUCCAUAUAUAUUGAUUUUUGGUAAUGUUCUUCAGGGUAUGAUUGUGAUUUUUUAGUUUUAUGGUAAUUGUUUCAGUGACUAUGGUAAUUUUAUGCUCUGUAUAUAUUGUAAAAAUGGAAAAUAAAUUGAUUUGAUUUAUGUUGAAUGAUAAUUAAUUCCAGAUCUUUCUUGAAGAGUAAUGUGUCGAUUAUUGUAACAGAAUGAAUCAAUAAUAUUAAAAAAUAUAUAAAUUUAUAUAUAAUAUAAUUUUAUUAAAUAAUGAUCAUCCACCAGCACCAGUAUCUCACUAAGUAUACUGUCUUGUUCAUUUUAAAAGAUUUGAGAGAGAAAUAGUUUAAUUGUAUUUGAGCAUGUUGUUACUGUCUCAACUAAUGUUUCAUUGUAAUUAUUUUGAAUCAAUUGCUUUACUGUACUUGAUAUUGAAUAACAUUCAAUUUAAUAACCCAUUCAAUUCCGUCUUUUAUGGUUUUUUUAAUAUAAAGCUGUUAUUUUAUAAACUAGUUUUCAAUUAAAUUCUUGGUUGCCAAAAUGUAAUAGUCAAAUCGAUAUAAUUGGAACCUACUUCAUGUAAUUAUUUAUAUUGAGUCAAAAAACUUGAAUUUUUUCCUUUUCUCAACCGUCAAUUCACACAUUGCUCUACGAAUGAAAUAUCACGUUGUAGAAAACUAUUAUUCGAUUAAAAUUGGCACGUUACUUCUUUGUUUUAGAACCAUUGUAAUUAAUUAUCUCCUAUUUUAUGCAGUGUAAUGAUUAUUAUUAUCAUGGCGAUACAUGGCGAUUUUUGUGUACAGAACUAUUGAUAACGAUAAAUGAGAGGUGUUCAAUUGUAUUAUAUAUUAUGAUAGUUGAUUUUUGUCCAUCUAGAUCCGAGUCAAGUGAAGUGAUCUUUUUAACAAGUAUCAGUCCAUAAGAAGUAUUAUUAUUGAGGUUGAUUUCAAUAGUAGAAUAUCAAUGUGUCCAUGCUUCGAGUAACAUAUCACAAUAAUCUAUAGUGUAUUGAAAUCAAUGAAUAUUUUUUAUAGCAACAGAACAAGGUUGAAUCGAAUCGGAUAUGAACGAUAUUUGAAUUUGUGGAGCGUGGACUUUACUAGUACAGUAUUGAAUUAUUUGUAGGCCUAUCUCAUGAUUGUGAAAUCGUUUUGUAAUGUUUAGUUAACUGUGAUCGAUAAUAUGAUAAUAGUGUAUCCAGUCCAAGGAUGAUGUCACCAUCCGAAUCAGCAAAGUUCAAAUAUUUGAUGUUUCAAGCUAGGGAUUAUUUUCUAAUAUUUUUAGUAAAUUUAAUGUAUUUUAUUAUAUUUAUAGCUGAGGUUACUAUUCAAUGUGUUUUAGAUUUUAAUGUACUGUAUUAGUCAUAUUAAAUAGAUCUAUCAUUCAUUGGGCUUGGUUAUAUUAUGACCCCAAUUUUAUUACUCAUGGAAACAGUGAAAGUUACACUUAUCUUUCAAUGCAAAUUUCGGUUACAAAGAUAGAAUCAAUAUUUGAAAAUCUUCAAACAAAUCUCCAUAACUUGGAAAAUAUCAUCACCGCUUAUUUUAUAUCAGUAAUGUAUAAAUUCAAGCUUUUAUCUUAUGAUUUCGUAUCAAAGAGCAGCUCGGAAAGUGAAAACCAUCUCAGUCUAAUUCCUAAUGCUUCUAGCUUUCCAUGUAGUGUUAAUUGGUCUAUAAUACAGUACUACCAACUAACUGCUCUUUGUUGAUAUUUAAGAUUCAGAAACAGUGCAAAGGUUGAACAUCGGAUUUAAUUCAUUUGUAUUUUUGUUAAAAAAAUAUAUUGAACCGAAAAACUUUAAAUGGCGUAAAUCUAAUUAUUUAAGGUAUAAUAAGAUGUUGGAUAGAAAAUGGACAUUGUUUGCUAUUAUAAUGUCCAAUAACGAUUAUAUUGUUGUUAAUCAUACCACUGCAAUUUUCAAUGUCUGCAUGAAACAAAUUCUCUCUUAAAUUUGGAAAAUUAAUUAUUUAUUGAAUAUUUGCUAUUCAUCAUGAUAUUAUGUAUUCCAUAUCUAUAUUCAAAAAUAUUAAUUCUAAUCUUCAAUAACGCUUUUUUCAUGUUUGAUCAUUUUAGCGCUUAUGUCGUUUUUAAUGUGUGAUGGAGAUUUUGAAGUCAUUUAUGAUGGAUAAUUUAUUGAGAACUCAAAUAAUUUGUUAGAUGUCUUGACAUUAAUUAAUAAUAAUUGUAAUGAUAAUAACUGUGUAAUGUUCAUUUUAAUUUUUAUAGGAUUGUCCUUCCCCAGAUCUGUUAUGUAAUAUAAGAUGUUCCUAUUGGCUCACCUUGUACCCCUUCAAGUGUUAUCAAUAUUUGAUAUUUUGCUGAAUUUGCAACUUAGUUCCUUGUCAAGUGGAAAUGAAGCUUUAUUUGUAUGCGUUUGUUGUUAACUGUGUUUGUUAUGUUUGCUAGUAAUUGUAUAGUAUUGAUUCGCUUAUUAUAUAUUCCUUUAUACAUGUUUUGAAAUCGUACCUAAGUAAUUACGUUUUGUAACUCAAUGUUUAUGUAAUUGAAUUAAAACGAUUGUAUUGUAAGAUA
Messenger RNA from Nilaparvata lugens (brown planthopper), 10563 nucleotides. RefSeq names its product tubby-related protein 4. Gene Ontology annotation, molecular function: protein binding. Lineage: Eukaryota; Metazoa; Arthropoda; Insecta; Hemiptera; Delphacidae. The record is from RefSeq and is a predicted model, not a curated record.